AUGUUUAUUAUGUGAUUAUAAAGGGCAAUGUGUGUCAUGGUUUGACCGUGGAUACGUUGGGGUAAUUUGGGACAUAAAAUGGUUGAUUUAACAGAAAGUGUGGAUUGUGAAACACGUAAGAGCGUAGAAUGCGGAGGUGAAUGGCACUUCUUAAGCAGAGCUUAACGGACGCCUACUAAUCCAUCAUCAUUCUCGCUCUCUCUUUAUUUCUAUCAAACUAACCAAAACCAAACCAAAUCAAAUCUCUUCUCCAAACACAAAACAGAGAAACCAGAUAACAUUACACACACAGAGAGAGCACAAAAAUGUCUUGGCAAACAUACGUAGAUGACCAUUUGAUGUGUGACAUCGAUGGCCAGCACCUCACUGCUGCUGCAGUCAUUGGUCUUGAUGGUAGUGUUUGGGCCCAGAGCUCUUCCUUCCCUAAGUGCAAGCCUGAGGAAAUCACAAAUAUCAACAAAGAUUUCGAGCAGCCAGGUCACCUUGCCCCAAUUGGCUUAUUUCUGGGGGGCACAAAGUACAUGGUAAUCCAGGGAGAAGCUGGAGCUGUCAUUCGUGGAAAGAAGGGAUCUGGAGGUGUCACCAUAAAGAAGACAGCUCAAGCUCUGGUUUUUGGGAUCUAUGAAGAACCUGUGACUCCAGGGCAGUGCAACAUGAUUGUGGAAAGGUUGGGGGAUUACCUCAUUGAUCAGGGCCUGUAGACCUAGGUCUAUCAAUUAUUCUAGCAUUUCUUUUCAGAUUACAAAUUUUUUUUUCCAUUUUUGUGGACUUUGUGGUUCCAAGUUUGCAUCUUCUUCUUGAAUUGAGUGAGGAUGAUGCAGAUAAUAACCAUGUGAGGACUAAAUGGUUGUUUGUUGUUUGGUUGUUUUGUUUUGACUAAAUGUGAGAUUUUGGCUUAUUCCUUUAUGGG
Messenger RNA from Pistacia vera, 910 nucleotides. Its product is annotated as profilin-like. Gene Ontology annotation, molecular function: actin monomer binding. Bases 306 to 701 code for a protein of 131 amino acids. Gene Ontology annotation, cellular component: cell cortex. Lineage: Eukaryota; Viridiplantae; Streptophyta; Magnoliopsida; Sapindales; Anacardiaceae. The record is from RefSeq and is a predicted model, not a curated record. The transcript has 3 exons.